Molecule: messenger RNA, 243 nt
Organism: Dibothriocephalus latus
Lineage: Eukaryota; Metazoa; Platyhelminthes; Cestoda; Diphyllobothriidea; Diphyllobothriidae
Source: the annotation of a GenBank genome assembly
UAUGUGGAUGACACCUUCGUCGUCAUCGAACGGGAUCAGAUGCUCACAUUUAAAGAACGUCUUAACAGCGUCUUCUCGGACAUCCAAUUCACGAAGGAGGAGGAAGAGAACAACCAGCUGGCCUUCCUUGACCUUCUCGUCUGUCGCAAAGGUUGUGGUGGAAUAUUACUGGGAGAUAAUAAUGAUAACUUCGCGAAACGAGAAGCUGUCUUAGUAGAUAGUGAAAAGCUCUCAAAAUCCUAG